This is a messenger RNA of Hydra vulgaris (swiftwater hydra), 1886 nucleotides long. RefSeq lists its product as uncharacterized. NCBI's taxonomy places the organism in Eukaryota, Metazoa, Cnidaria, Hydrozoa, Anthoathecata, Hydridae. The record is from RefSeq and is a predicted model, not a curated record.
AUAGUCAAUAGAAAUAAACCCUGGUCUGGAAAAGCUAUUGUCGUAUGUUAUUGUUCGCUUUUUUUUAAGUCACGUGAUCAAAUCUAGUGCAAAACAAACAAAACUUUUAUAAUGAAAGUUACGAAUUAAUAAAGAUUUUGAUGUUUAUUUUAAAUUAAUAUAUUAAAAUUAUUAUUUUUCUUUAUUAUUAAAAUAAUAUUGGUUCCUUUCUAUUGUCUAUGGUUUAAAAACUUUAUUCAAUUUAAAAUGUUUCUUUAUAUUCUAUAUUUAAAAAAAGUCUAAAAGAUAAAUCCAAAAUGCCAGGUUCAAAUUGUUGUCUACCAGGAUGUUGCCAGAUACUCACUUAAUCUAUAAAUUAUACUCACGAUCAAUGCUGAACACUACAGUUACCGAACUUUUAUGCAAAAUAUGUACAUUAAGAUUUUGUUCUGGUAUUAUAGAAAACAUCAGAAAUAUAAAUAAUGAUGAUUUUGUUGAUCAUAUUGUUCCAAUGGAAUUUGAUUUAGAAAGUGCAAGUACAGAUGGUAUGCGUGUAUCAAAUGAAAGGUUUAAAAGAGCAAAAUCAUGUAUUAUAUUACAUACUAGUGAGUCUGAUAAUAUAAAUUCUGUUUGUUCAUUUUGUACCCACACACUAAAAAAGAACAAAAUGAUUAAAAUAAAAAAACAACAUCAGUUAGCCACACCUGCUCUUCGAAAAGCUCCACUUAGUAAAACAAAUCCUGUUCGCGUUCUAUUAGCAUUAAAACAAGAACGUCUAAGAUGUGCCCAGCUAACAAGUAAUUUAGAAAAAAUAAAUUUUCAAAUAGACUCUAAAGGUAUUACUAUUGAUGAUGGGUUUGUUGAUGAUUUAAAUCAAAUAAUGAGUAGUAACUACGAAAAAGCUACUCCCUUUAUGAAAUUAUUUUGGGACCAGCAAAAGAAAAUGUGUAAUAAAAAUUUUGGCUCAAUAAAGUAUCACCCUAUGAUAAUACGGUUUUGCCUCUCACUUGCCUCAAAGUCGGCCUCAGCUUAUGAUGAGUUGCGCUCAUCAAAUGUACUAACAUUAAACGGUACUUAUGGUUUUUUGCUGAUGCUCCCCAUCUCAUCAAAACAGCAAGGAACUGUUUAUAUCACUCAGGGGAUGGAAGGGGUACACGAAGUCUUUGGAAUGAUGGCCAACAAUUGAUUUGGUACCAUAUCACAAGAAUAGUCAAUGACGAAAUGAAAAAUGGGUUAAAAAUUAUACCAAAGUUAACACAGGAUCAUAUUAAACUUAGUGCUUAUUCUGUUAUGAAUGUAAGACUUGCAGCCCAGGUUUUAAGUAGUAGUGUCAGUAACAUUUUAAAAAAUUAUUACCCUGAUGAUACAAAUGGAACAGCAAAAUUUUGUGAAAUGUUAGAUAGUUUUUUUGAUUGCUUAAAUGUGCGAAACAGCAGUGAAGGGAUAAUGAAACGCAAACCAUUUUUAUUACCAUACACGGAUGUUAAUGACGACCAACAAUGCAAAAGGAAGAAUGUUUAUCUCUUGGCAAACAUACGAAGGACUUCAAAUAACUGUAAUGUCUGUUAUCGAAUUGGUAAAAUUUUUAUUAAAAAGUGGUAUGCCGUUUGUUUUGACUGAAAAAUUCAAUCAAGACGUUUUGGAGGAAUACUUUGGUAGACAACGGAGUUUAGGUCGAAGAAAUGACAACCCUACACUAUAUCAAUUUGGUUACCAGUCAAAUACCUUGCGAUUGCAAAGAUCAAUUGCGCCGGUUACUGGAAAUACUAAAGGUGGUCAUGGUCAAAAACGUGAAGUAUCUUGGAGUGUUGUUGAUAAUGAAAAGUUACCAAAACGAAAAAAAAACCUAUAAAUAUAAUCUAAAUAUAAACAUAGCAUAUAACAAAAUAUAUCAAUUAUUUGUAUUA